This is a messenger RNA of Nannizzia gypsea CBS 118893, 4098 nucleotides long. RefSeq names its product STE/STE11/CDC15 protein kinase. Gene Ontology annotation, biological process: protein phosphorylation. Lineage: Eukaryota; Fungi; Ascomycota; Eurotiomycetes; Onygenales; Arthrodermataceae. Gene Ontology annotation, molecular function: ATP binding; protein serine/threonine kinase activity. The coding region runs from base 1 to 4098 and encodes 1365 amino acids. Gene Ontology annotation, cellular component: cytoplasm. The record is from RefSeq and is a predicted model, not a curated record. The transcript has 12 exons.
AUGGUAGUGUCCCGACCCCGCGAGCGCGAGCAACAGGAUAAUGGAGACGCCACCCGCACCUCAAAUACCCCUACCAGGAUGUCGAGAGCAGACUCCAGCCCGCACAGAAAGGAGAGGGAGAGGGAGAGGGACAGAGUCAGGGACAGGGACAGAGACAGAGGCGGGGACAGGCAGAUCAAGUCGUCGGCCAAAGACGUGGCGGAACUCACUGACUUUCAAUUAGGGGACUGCUUGGGCAAAGGAGCCUUCGGAUCUGUCUACAGAGCUCUGAAUUGGGGCACGGGCGAGACCGUUGCCGUCAAGCAGAUACGGCUGGCGGACCUGCCGAAGAGCGAGCUGAGGGUUAUCAUGCAAGAAAUAGACCUUUUGAAGAAUUUAGAUCAUCCAAAUAUCGUCAAGUACCAUGGUUUCGUAAAGUCUGCAGAAACCCUAAAUAUCAUAUUAGAAUACUGCGAAAACGGCUCGCUGCAUUCAAUCUCCAAGAACUUUGGCCGGUUCCCUGAGAAUCUGGUUGGACUAUAUAUGUCUCAGGUCCUCCAUGGGCUGCUAUACCUGCACGAACAGGGUGUCAUACACAGGGACAUAAAAGGUGCAAACAUCCUGACUACAAAGCAGGGCCUGGUGAAGCUUGCGGAUUUUGGUGUCGCCAGCCGAACUACAGGUCUUCAUGAGUCCAGCGUCGUUGGGACACCGUAUUGGAUGGCUCCGGAGGUUAUUGAACUGUCUGGCGCUACAACAGCCUCAGAUAUAUGGAGUUUAGGCUCGACAGUUAUAGAACUGCUUGAAGGCAAGCCUCCAUACUAUAAAUUCCAACCCAUGCAGGCCUUGUUCCGUAUUGUCAACGAUGACCAUCCCCCACUACCUCAGGGAGCUUCUCCAGCUGUAAGGGAUUUCCUGAUGCAGUGCUUCCAAAAGGACCCGAAUCUUCGGGUAUCUGCCAGGAAGUUGCUCAAACAUCCAUGGAUAGUCAACGCUAGGCGAUGUGAUUCCGUCGUCCCCAAGAAAUCAACGGAGUACGAAGAGGCAGUCAAGAGCGUUCAGGAAUGGAAUGAAGCACUUCGAUCCCCCAAUUCAAAUGCCAUCCGCAAGACCUCCCAGCAACAGUCAGGAAUAAGCAGCCCCAUCUCGACACAAAGGGAACCCAACCCUCUGAACUUACCGAACCGAGACGCACUGUCUUUAUUAAAUGUCAAUACUGCAGAGAAGUAUCGCUCCCCGGAGAACACCAAUAAUGAUAACUGGGACGAUGACUUUGCCUCCGCCAUCUCUCCCGGGGCACUCCACCUGCCACACCUCAAACCACAGGAUAAUUUCGAUGGAAUGCUGUCUCCUGAAAAACUAAAAGCCUUUGCAUCUCUUGAAGGAAUAACAGAGCUCUGCCAGUCAGAUAGCUCCGGUAUAGACAAUGACGGCCAAAUUAAUGAUGCCAUGAAUAAUGACGAACCUGACCCCUUGCAGACUAUUCGGCCACGUUCUCGAAGGUCUUUUGAUGACGAAGUUAUGCCACCACGGAGCCCACGCAGGAGGCAUAGACAGUAUCCUGUUUCUGCGUUUAGGAGAGGCCCGAUUAUAUCGUCGGCUCCAGGAGCGGCGAAACCAAUUCGCCAACGGCCAGCAAACUUUUACGAAGAAAGUUCGGUCGAAGAUUAUUCAGAUCUCAUCGAAGCCAAUGACGAGGUGCUGGAGAGUAAAUUAUCUGCCAUGCCAGGCAUUGGACAAGAUGAAAGUGCAGUCCAGGCGCAGGCCGUAAUGGGCCAGGAUAUCUUCUCGGGUGACGAGAGUACUCCCAUGAAACCAAGUUCACAUCGAAGGAAGAGAUCUGAACUUUCUCGAUCUCGAUCAGCUAUUGAGAUAGAAAUGUACGCUGAGGAUGAGGCAGACGAGGACUUCUCCGAUAUCUUAGGCGACAACGACAGUACUCUUGUCAAACUAGAGAGCGACGAUGGAUCCGAUCAUAGCACCCUGAUGCUCAAUUCGAAACUAUCGACAAACUCUUGGCUAGGAGACAUUGACGAUGAAGAUGAUCCGUUUGCCCAGCUAGAGGAAGGCCUAGAUGAACUAGACUUGGAAGCUAACAUUGCACGAGAUAAAUAUGCACGGUUGCGAAAUCAGGUGGAAGGCCUGGUUAGCUCUUUGAAAACAUCACAGGACGAUGAAGUUCUGGUGGAUAUAUCAGAGCAGCUGAUGACCAUAUUUUCAGAUAUGCCGGAAACCAAGUCUGUCAUCAUGAGUGCUCAUGGAAUGCUCCCUAUCUUGGAAAUCCUGGACACCUGCAGACGCCGAGAUGUCAUUUCCAACUUGUUGAAGAUCGUCAAUGCGAUCAUCUACAACGAUUACGAGAUUCAGGAAAACCUGUGUUUCGUUGGUGGAAUUCCGAUUAUCAACAAGUUUGCUUCAAAAAAAUACCCAAGGGAAAUCCGUCUCGAGGCUGCUGCAUUUGUCCAGCAAAUGUACCAGACUUCAACCUUGACAUUACAGAUGUUCGUCAGUGCCGGAGGACUGAACGUUCUUGUGGAAUUCCUCGAAGACGAUUAUGAGGAUGAAAGGGAACUCGUCUUGAUUGGAGUCAACGGUAUUUGGAGUGUGUUUGAGUUACAGGGGUCAACUCCAAAGAAUGACUUCUGUAGGAUACUGUCUCGGAACUCGGUCUUGGAUCCCUUAUCUCUCGUCUUGAGCAGAGUACUCGAUGAGGAAGAAGGUGAACUGGCAGAGGUCUGCGAGGCUCGCAUUUCUAACAUCUUCUUCAUAUUCUCACAGGCUGAAAGCCAUGUUAAGGAGAUGGUUGCGGAGCGAACCGUACUGCAUCGUGUGUUGAAGGAAUUGAAGAGGAUGUCACCUAGUCCUCAAAUAACGAUGCUCAAAUUUAUAAAGAAUCUCUCCAUGCUGUCCACGACACUUGACUCCCUCCAAAACUCAAACGCUAUUGAUGUUCUAACUGAACUCCUCCGGUCAACUAUGAAGAAACCCCAUUUCCGCGAAGUAUCAAAUCAGAUACUAAACACAAUCUAUAACAUGUGCCGCCUUAGCAAAUCGAGGCAAGAAGACGCUGCUCUGAACGGCAUAAUACCUUUACUACAGAAGAUUGUCAAAACUGAACGGCCGUUGAAAGAGUUUGCACUUCCUAUUCUCUGUGAUAUGGCUCAUUCUGGCAAGGUCGGGCGCCGCGAACUUUGGCGCAACAAGGGAUUAACAUUUUAUAUUUCCUUGCUCUCGGAUCCAUAUUGGCAGGUGACAACUCUGGACGCCAUCUUUACUUGGCUCCAGGAAGAAACUGCCAAGGUUGAAGAAUACCUCCUUGAUACCCAACAUGGAGAUUCUUCGUUCACAAUAGCCAUUAUCCGAUGCAUGACAAUAUCAAAAGCCAAUGCUUUUGAGAAUCUCCUUGAACCCUUGCAAAAGUUGCUCCGUCUAAGUCCUGCAAUUGCAGCUACCUUUGCCAGGCCCGAUAUGUUUGAACGUAUUGGACAAAAAUUACAACAUACCAAGCCGUCCGUCAGAGUGAACCUACUACGAAUCCUAUCUACUAUUUGUGAUUCCAGCCAGGAACAAUGCGGGCUUCUUCGGCGCUAUGGUUUACUCGACGCUAUAAGAGAACUGCAGAAAGAUUCUCGUGUCCUUGUGAGAGAGCUCGCAGGGCAAUUAGUGAAGAACAGCGAAGAUAGCGAUAAUGCCAGCUUAAACGGAUCAAAACGAAGGCAAAGACGAAGAAGCACGUCCACCGCUGCUCCACCUAGCCUAAUAUCCAGUCACUCCAUGCCGGCUACACCUCAAGUAGCUAGACCAAUUUCCCAAAAGCCAUAUUACGAAGGUCGGGAGUCUUCUCGCCGUCAGAACGGACUCGAUAGCUCUCUCAACCUCCGUCCCGGAAGUCGAGAUGGUGCCAGGCCGCCAAGCAUUCAUCCUGGCCUGUCAGGGAAUGGCAGUACGGGGUUACCAGGCAAGACACCACGGCUGAGCCAUAGGUUAUCACAACAACUACUUCCCGGCUCGCCACAAAAAGAGGAGAUCAGGACCCCUACCUCUACACGAACACCGUCCCUCCUCCAACCAUCAUCACGAAGGCGCAGGCAAACCAACAGCAGCUCGAAUUGGUCUUGA